GAUAGAGGGUGAGUGAUAUCCAAAGUUUCUAUUUUUAUUGUCUUUUCUUGAAACAUUAGCCAUACCCAACAUCAGAGAUUUUCAUCUAUUCAUCUACAUGAGUACUCAGAAACAAACUCAUCUAACCCAACUCCUUCACACGCUUAUGCUUCUGGAGGGUGGUGAAUCAGAAUCAGAAACAAAUUUGAAUAGGGUUGCAGCAGCUUCUAAGCUGCAAUUCAUGACAGGUGAAGAAGAUGAAAGUCUAUUAAAUGAGCUGCAUAACUACCUUGACAAGGUGAAGAAUAUGGUGAAACCAGGUUGCUCAGAACAAGUGCUUAAAGUGGCGUUGCGCUAUAUGUCUUUACUGCUUAACACCCUCUCCUCCAUGUCUUCAACUCCGACACUCCAUGCCUCGCUUUGAAGCUGGACAAUGUCAUUCAUUAUCAUACUUUGUACAUAUAAAUCAAUUACACAAUCAGCUACUUAUCUAGUACUACUCUAUUACUAAUGUAAUGAUCUGUUUGUUGGUCUCUUGAGAAUUGACUGAGAUUUAUUAUUAUAUAACUUCGGGAUUUAAUCAAUGAUUACGAUUAUGAUUGCAUA
Molecule: messenger RNA, 585 nt
Organism: Humulus lupulus (European hop)
Lineage: Eukaryota; Viridiplantae; Streptophyta; Magnoliopsida; Rosales; Cannabaceae
Exons: 3
Coding region: 98-403 (101 amino acids)
Source: RefSeq, a predicted model, not a curated record